AUGGAUAGCAGCCAGAGCACAUCUACUUCCAACGGCACCUCGCAACGUCGCAAGCUCACCAAGAAGCCUCCUUCCCAUUACCAUACCCGCUCCUCGAGCGGUCUCGAUGGUGGCAUCGACGCCCAAUCUCUCCAGAGCAAACGCAGCUCGACAAGUCUGAGGCGCGCUCCUUCCGCUCCACCUGCGCGAACGACCCCCUCAAACGCUUUACCUGGACCUGGACCUGGACCAGGACUUGGAGGUGCUGGUGCUGGUGCUUCUGCUCACAGUUCUCCCCGUCACCUCCCCUCAAGUCAGACGCACCUUCCCAAUCCCUCCCCCAUCCUGCCUCAGGGUCAGUUCGCCGCCGUCGCUCCUUCCCCAAGUCUCGCUCACGCCCACUCUCACCCUCACCCUCAUCCUCACGCCCACACAAGCGCCAACGCCAACGCCAACGCCCACCACGCCGUCGCCUACCACCAAACCCAGAACCAGAAUCACAACCCCCCGAUUCAGUCUCAAUCCCAGCCCUCCACCUACCACCACGCCGCCUUCCCUCCUCAACUCCAAAACACCCUCCAUUUCCAGAACAACAACCCUCACAACACCAGCAGCCCCGUCGGUAUUGGUGUUGGUGUUGGAAUCGGUAUCGCUCACACAAGUGACUCUCCAGCCGAUCCCGUCGCGCCGCUCUCGUCCCAACCCCACGACGAAUUCAUCGGCGCUCCCUUCGACGGCGCCGCGGUCCUGAACCGUAUCGAGCAGACAAAGUCGCCCGUUGCCGCAACUCACCCUCCGCUGUCUCUGCAGCAAUCUCACGGCCAGCAAGGUGUCGCCUACCACCGCCCCAACGCCCCAACGCCCUUGCUUAAGUCGGCCACCGAUACGCGCAUAAGCAAAAGCCCUAGGUUGCGACAGUCCCAGAGCUUCACGAACGAUUUCGCCAUGAUGAACGAAAAAUCACAAGGUCGGGUGACGGAGAGCUCAAUGAUCAGCCCCAAGAGAUACUCGGACGAGGCCAAGGAGCCCAGGAUGGGCGUCCUGCGCAAGAAGUCGGGCUUCUCCGGCUUCAUGAACAGUCUGGUCGGCACACCCAAGAAGCCCGUCAUCUCGGCACCUGAGAACCCCGUUCACGUCACCCACGUCGGCUACGACAGCUCUACCGGCCAGUUCACCGGUCUUCCGAAAGAAUGGCAGAGAUUGAUCAACGAAAGUGGAAUUCCCGAGAAGGAACGCAGGGAGAACCCCCAAACUAUGGUUGACAUCAUCACAUUCUACAAGGAAACGACCGAGAAGCCAGCCGAGGAUCAGGUUUUGGAAAAGUUCCACGAUGCCAGAGCGCCUGAUUACCGCCAAUAUGCGAAUGCAAACAACUCGCCGUCGGGUGCCAUGUCGCCGGGCAUGUAUCCGCCAACAGCUUAUAUGGGAUCUUUUGAGAACCCCCGCCAGCCGCCCCCCGUUCCCGGAAUCGGAGGCUCCAAAGGCCAAGGCAAGGAUGUGAACCUGAUGCCCAGCCGCCCGGCCCCGAAGCCCCCCGUCGCCGGCACCCCGAGGUCUGCUGCUCCCGCGCCCUACCCCGCCAAGGACUCCGGCAUUGGAAUGUCUCAGCCCGGCGAGGACCUGCCCCCGGUCGCAUACCAACCGCCCAAGGAGACCGUCCCCAUGCUCCCCGAGGAGCACCGCGGAGAGCACCGAUCCCGAUCCCGAUCCAACUCGCGUGUCAACGGCGCCGCCCCCGGCUACGUCCCCCCCACACCCAACCCCCAGAAUGCGCAGGCGAACGUUUACCAGCAGCAACUCAUGCAGCAGCAACAGGAGCAGGCUCUGGCUCAGGCCCAGGCCGCCAUGUCGGGCCAGGUCAGCCGUGCCCCGAGCAAGAGACAGCCCCAGCAGCAGACUCCCCCGCAGUCGCAGCACCAAUACCCGCAAGGUGCCCCGGCGAACGGCGGCCCCGGUCAACGGCAGCAGGUCGGUGUCGCUGGUCAGCCUGGCUCCAGACCCCGCCACCGCGCCAGGCAAAGCACCGGAAUCGACGUCGUGGCCGCGCUCAAGCGCAUCUGCUCCGAAGGCGAUCCUCGCGAGGUAUACAGGAACUUCAAUAAGAUUGGACAGGGCGCUUCUGGUGGCGUCUUCACUGGAUACGAGCGAGGAUCCAACAGGCUUGUUGCCAUCAAGCAGAUGAACCUGGAGCAGCAACCGAAGAAGGACUUGAUCAUCAACGAAAUUCUGGUCAUGAAGGACAGCUCGCACCCCAACAUCGUCAACUUCAUCGACAGCUACCUUUGCGGAGGCGAACUCUGGGUUGUCAUGGAGUACAUGGAGGGUGGCAGUCUCACUGAUGUUGUCACCUUCAACAUCAUGACCGAGGGACAGAUCGCUUCCGUCUGCAGAGAGACGCUGAAGGGCUUGCAGCACCUGCACUCUAAGGGAGUGAUUCACCGUGAUAUCAAGUCCGACAACAUCCUCCUGUCGAUGGAAGGAAGCAUCAAGCUGACCGACUUUGGCUUUUGCGCGACAAUCAACGAGGCCCAAAAUAAGCGCACCACUAUGGUUGGCACGCCCUAUUGGAUGGCCCCUGAAGUCGUCACACGUAAGGAGUAUGGACGCAAGGUCGACAUCUGGUCAUUGGGCAUCAUGGCCAUUGAGAUGAUCGAGGGAGAGCCACCGUACCUGACAGAGUCUCCUCUGAGAGCGUUGUGGUUGAUCGCUACCAACGGCACCCCUCAGAUCAAGGAGGAGGCAAACCUGUCACCAGUCUUCCGCGACUUCCUCUACUUCGCCCUCAAGGUUGAUCCCGAGAAGAGAGCAAGUGCACACGACCUUCUGAGACACGAGUUCAUGAAGGGCUGUGUUGACCUGGGCCAACUUGCGCCAUUGGUCCGAGCCGCUAGAGAGGCACGCAUUGCAGAAAAGGCUAGGAAGGGACAGUAG
Colletotrichum karsti is the source of this 2910-nucleotide messenger RNA. Its product is annotated as ste20-like protein. The record is from RefSeq and is a predicted model, not a curated record. Gene Ontology annotation, molecular function: ATP binding; protein serine/threonine kinase activity. Lineage: Eukaryota; Fungi; Ascomycota; Sordariomycetes; Glomerellales; Glomerellaceae. The coding region runs from base 1 to 2910 and encodes 969 amino acids. The transcript has 5 exons. Gene Ontology annotation, cellular component: cytoplasm. Gene Ontology annotation, biological process: protein phosphorylation; regulation of MAPK cascade; intracellular signal transduction.